AUGGAUCUGAAAGAUAAAAACGUAAUCUAUAUUGGAGGAUUUGGUGGAAUUGGCCAAAAGUGCAUAGAAGAAUUUCUAAAGAAAGGCAUCAAAGGUCUUUUUAUCUUCGAUUUGAAAGAGAAUGCCGACGUGAUGAGAACAUGGCAAGACGCGUAUAAGGAGUGCCAAAUAAGUUUCGCGACUGUUGAUGUAACUAAAACUGAGACCAUUGAAGCGGCUUAUAAAAAAGCCAAUGACAUGUUGGAUUUUAUUGAUGUUGUUGUAAAUGGAUGUGGACUCAUGAACGAUCGACAUUUGGACCUGACAAUCGAUAUAAAUCUGCGGGGUGUUUUGCACAGCUGUAUGAUUGCUCUGGGUUACAUGGAUAAGUCAAAAGGUGGACGCGGCGGUGUAAUUACAAAUAUUUCUUCAGUGGCGGGAUUACAGACUACAGGAAUGUUUGCCAUAUAUUCAGCUGCCAAACAUGGUGUUACGGCGUUCAGCAGAGCAAUGUCGAAUCCCCUGUAUUACAUGCAUACUGGUGUGAACUUCAUUACUAUCUGUCCGGGCCUAACGGAAACUGCCCUGCUAGAUAAUGUUAAGGACAAAGCUACACUAUUGGAAUAUGCUCAACCAAUGGCCGAGAGAUUCCUCAAAAUCCAAACUCAGCCCGCCAAUGUAUGUGCCGAGAAUAUAAUUAAAGCAAUCGAAAAAAAUAAAAUAGGUUCCGUUUGGCUGUUGGAUCAUUUGGUAAUAUGCGAUAUUUACGACAAUCAGGAAUUUCGCACAAACCUUGCCCAGGAAUUUCGGGAAACUCAAAUAACCCAUGUACCGAUUGAUAUCACCAAAAGGGCAACUAUCGAGAAAGCAUUUCAAUUGGCCGCCGAAACCCUCAAUCGAAUUGAUGUGGUCGUCAACGGUUGUGGUUUGAUGAACGAUCGUUUCGUAGACUUGACAAUGGCUAUUAAUUUGACAGGAGUAAUUCAUAGUUCGUUAAUUGCCUUGGAUUACAUGGACAAAUCAAAGGGCGGCAAUGGUGGUAUGAUUGUCAAUAUUUCAUCGGUAGCUGGACUAGAGCCCAGUGGUAUGUUCGCCGUAUACUCGGCAUCGAAGUGUGGCUUGACGGCUUUUACGAGGGCUAUAGCGAACCCUUUAUAUUUUGCCAAUACCGGCGUUAGUUUUGUGACUAUUUGCCCCGGCUUCACAGAUACUGCACUCUUGCAGUCUAUACGAGGUAAGGAGACACUGACUGAAUAUUCAGCACCGAUGGCAGAACGCUUUACUCUGGCUGUGCGACAAAGUCCAGAAGUAUGUGCUGAGAACUUAGUUAAUAUUCUGGAGAUAGCUAAAAAUGGAUCGGUGUGGAUGCUGGAUUUAGGCCAAGUCAAAGAAAUGCAGUUGGAAGUUUUAUGGCGACCAGCAAUGAAUGUCUGA
This is a messenger RNA of Musca vetustissima, 1413 nucleotides long. Its product is annotated as alcohol dehydrogenase-like. Bases 1 to 1413 code for a protein of 470 amino acids. Lineage: Eukaryota; Metazoa; Arthropoda; Insecta; Diptera; Muscidae. The transcript is spliced from 6 exons. Gene Ontology annotation, molecular function: alcohol dehydrogenase (NAD+) activity. Gene Ontology annotation, biological process: alcohol metabolic process. Gene Ontology annotation, cellular component: cytoplasm. The record is from RefSeq and is a predicted model, not a curated record.